Messenger RNA from Sclerotinia sclerotiorum 1980 UF-70, 1206 nucleotides. RefSeq lists its product as hypothetical. The record is from RefSeq and is a predicted model, not a curated record. The transcript has 3 exons. Bases 1 to 1206 code for a protein of 401 amino acids. Lineage: Eukaryota; Fungi; Ascomycota; Leotiomycetes; Helotiales; Sclerotiniaceae.
AUGCGACUACUCAGUGCGAAAAUUACGGAGCCCCUUCAGCUAGAGGAAUUUCUUCAAAACAAUACCCCCACCUACGCUAUUCUUUCUCACAGAUGGGAGGAAGAUGAAGUGACAUUUGAAUACAUAAAAAAGGAGGCAUUUAAUCAGAAGAAAGGUUUUGCAAAACUUGAUGGAUGUCGCAAAAAAGCUAUGCAAGAUGGAUACGAUUGGAUCUGGCAUGAUCUUGCACAGGAAAUGACAAAAAUUACAAAUAUCCCUAAAUCUAUUAUACUAGGGAAGUAUCCGACCCAUUGCAACGUUGCUCAGCGAAUGUCAUGGGCUUCCAAACGACAAACUACUCGAGAAGAAGAUAUGGCAUACUGCUUGAUGGGACUAUUUGACGGGUUUGUUGAUGGUCCAUUAGUUGAUGUGCAAUCUAAUUUUGGGUCUAAUGGCCUAGAAUUACAACUUCUUUCCUACGGCAGCGAUCAAGUCUUGAACACCAACGAACCACCCAAAAAGAUUGUCGUGGUCCUCGAUGUCUUCGUCCAGUUAUCUUACUUUCACACCAGCAUCUCCUUGGUACUAGAGCGGGACACGGACCGAGAUACCGGAUUUAUUUUAGAUCGAUUGGGAACUAUGCAACGACUAAUUUGCACGGAAAAGGGUUCCAUACCUCUACUAGGCAUCACUGUGCCCUCAAAAAGGAAAUUAAUUUCAAUUUCUCAGAUACCUGUAUCAGCGCCUGGUAGCCCUGCCAAGUUCAGAUUUAGUGUCCCAUUUCCUGAAAUAGUCUCGAAAGAAAGCGUGAUUUGGCAAGCGGCAGACUCGGAAAGCCUCCUAUGUUCUUCAACUGAGACCUUUGAGUGCAUCGGGGGUGUCGUUUUGAUUAAUCAUGUAUGCCCAAAAAGGGAUAAAGUCGAAAAUCUAAUCCUGGCAUUUGGAACUCGAGGAAAACUUUCACCCGUAUGGACCACUUUAAUGGAAGUUGAUGCUAACGAUGUAACUGAUCCAUCUGUCAAGGAGGGCUAUGGCACAGUGAACCUUCUAAAUUCUAGAGACUAUGAACGAGCAGACUUUUUCUUGGAUGAUUGCAAGCAUACAAUAUGUGUGGAUAUUCAUUAUGGUCCAACUGACAAUUGUCAUGUCAUCCAUGUAGAAGAAACUUUGGGGCAUCUGUAUCGAGACCAUAGUUCAACCGCUGAAGCAUCGAGUGAGGGCGUCUGA